Molecule: messenger RNA, 1875 nt
Organism: Pseudozyma hubeiensis SY62
Lineage: Eukaryota; Fungi; Basidiomycota; Ustilaginomycetes; Ustilaginales; Ustilaginaceae
Product: 3-phytase
Exons: 1
Coding region: 1-1875 (624 amino acids)
Molecular function (GO): acid phosphatase activity
Source: RefSeq, a predicted model, not a curated record
AUGCCGGCCAUCACUUCCGGCCUCGCCUCUGUCGGCGCUUCUGGGUCGCCGAUACCACACCUGCCCAACACCGCAAUCUUACCGUCGCACAUCUUCCACAACCUCGGCCAAUACUCUCCCUGGUUCCCCGCGAGCAAUCUCACCGACGACGCUGUUCCUGUCGAUGCGUGUGAGGUGACCUUCGUGAGCCAGCUCGAGCGUCAUGGCUCCCGCUACCCUACCGGCGGCGCAUACAAAGAACUGCGCAAGACGUUGCGUCAGAUCGCAAAGCAUCUCGAUCACGUUCCUCGCGCAACCAAAGACGUCAAGCCCACGGACGGGCUAGAUCCUCAGCUUGAAUGGUUGAGGCAUUGGGUCGAGUCUAAAAAGACAGAGGAUGGAGGUUUGCGCAAUCGUCUCGGCAAUUCAGAACUGACUCCCUACGGUCAGUAUGAAGCGUACUCUUCGGGAAGGCGCUUCUACGAGCAAUAUGCACAUCUCUUUGAAGAUCAAGAGGAGGCGCUGAUCGACGUCAACACCGACUACCAAGUCACGAUGGACAGCAAACAAGCUCGAUCCAGCUCGCUGCUCGAGGCAGUAUGUUCGGCGCCAGAGGUAUCAGCGUCAUCCAACACUUGGUCCACCCUCCAUCUCCUCUCUAGCAUCCGUCAAGCCGUGUGCCACCUACUCAGCACAAGUUCGAGCUCCUCCUCGGCUCAUGCAAGUCACAAGCACACCGAACGACCUUUCGUGCGAGCUUCUGGAGCCGAUCGUGUCGUCACCACUUCGCGCUUCUGGCUCCAAGGCUUUGCCCACUCACCACACAAACCCUUCCGUCACGCGCCGCCCGAAUCAGCUCCAUGGCCACAAAAAGGUCGACCUGUCGUGUUCGACGACCUCAAAAGCGGUAAACCGCAUCGACGCAUCCACAACCUCCCCAAGCCCGACGUCAUCAUCCCCGAAGCACGCAAAUCCGACAAGCUCGGCCAGACUGCCAGCAACAACACGCUCGACGUCUACACCUGCUCUGCGUUCGAACGCGACUACCGCGACAACGCGCAGAGCCCGGCUGCCCACAAGACGGCGACGUUUGCGCACAACGCUACAGCAGCCAUUCGUGCACGACUCGCAAGCCAGCUCGGCGUUCGACGUGGCGGCAGCAAGGAUCGUCGGGGAGAGAGGAUCCAUUUGGAGCCUCGUCAGGUGCUCCAGCUUUUUAGUCUGUGUGCUUUCGAUACGGCGGCUCGACUUGACCCGUACGGCUUGCUCCGCAACGACGUGGAGCGCAACCAAGAUGCCGUGAGCCCCUUUUGCAGUCUUUUCAGGCCAGAAGACUUUCAGAGCAUCUACGAGGUCACGACCGAUAUCGAGAAAGAUUACGGUUUCGCAGCACACAACCCUCUACACAAGGCACUGGCUACACCGUGGUUGCGAGAGCUGGUCGCCAGGCUUGAAAGCAGAUCGCCAGUCAUGACCCCUCCAACGUCGAUCAACACCACAUUGGAUGCGGACAGGGCGACUUUCCCCAUGCCAUCUGCAAAGGGACCUCGAGCUUUUGUCGACUUCACCCACGACAACCAGCUCGCUCCUGUGAUCGCUGCACUCGAGCUGUGGGACGAGGAUCACGAGUGGGUCACCUCGCUCACCACGCCGUUCUCCGGUAGAUUGACCGUAGAGAGGCUAGAGUGCGCGGGUGAGGCGUACAUUCGCAUCUUGGUCAACAGCCAGCCCGCCCACGUCUCGAAUGGAAACUGGUGUCCGGUCUCGAAAAAGUCUCACUUGCCUGAUAGCGACCAGCUCUGUCCUCUGUCGGCCUUUCUCGGACCUCUGACAUGGGUCGACCAGCCAAACGAGUGGAACAAGUGCUAUGCCAGGAAGGGCAGGAAAGGCGACUGA